This is a messenger RNA of Nerophis lumbriciformis (worm pipefish), 1725 nucleotides long. Lineage: Eukaryota; Metazoa; Chordata; Actinopteri; Syngnathiformes; Syngnathidae. The record is from RefSeq and is a predicted model, not a curated record.
AUGGCGUCCUCAUCAUCUGGGCAACCUGCAGGUGCAGGUACAGGUACACAGCCUUUUAGUUUCUAUGCGUACCUGCUCAAUAGAAAUUCAGAGGUAACUCCAGUUUCAUCUGAGGAGUUUGAACUUGCCCAGGCUGGUCUUGGCAAAAGACAUGUCACCAUGUCAAAAGAUAUGUGCCGUGAAGAGAUCUUUGGACUAUUUCAAAAUGAAUUUCCAAAGAUGCAGGGGCUGACAGGAGGAUGGCUGCUACACAAGGCUACAGGUGGCCAGGGCAAAAGAAAACUAAUAAUGAUCCCCCCGGAUUCUAAUGGUUACACUGGGACCCAAAUCCGCAAUGUUACAGGGUCAGGAAAAAUGACUCUCUAUAUUGUGCCUUUGCAACACCAGUUUGACCUGACUCCACUACCACCAGAUGCCAUUGAAUUUGAAGGCAUGCCAAAAGCCCAAUGCCAAACCUGCAAAGUAUCAUUUCCUUUCCAAAUUUUGGCCCUUCAUGUAAAGGAAUGCAUGGGGUCUCAAACUUCAGAAGAAGAUACUGAGGUCAAAGUGAGUCAGAGGUUCUGUGCCAUGGAACAAAGAAAUCUGAUGAAGAGAGAAAAGGCAGAGCUCAUAACUGAUGACACAAAUGGCAUGAACCAGGAGAAUGAAGAGGAGCUGAUCAAAAGUGUUGAUGAUGUCUUGGAAACCAUUUGUGGGAGAGUUGAUGCUGAGAAGCGCUUUACCAUUCAGAUCACCAGAACAAACCUCUUUGAAAGAGGUCUUCUGCAAUGGCAGCGACAGAAGAAGAACUCACCCACUUCUACUUUGGAAGUGACCUUCCUUGGAGAGGCUGGGGUAGACACAGGCGCCCUUCGAAAAGAAUUUCUCACUGAAAUGGUGGCUGGGAUUGAGCGUCGAUUCUUUGAGGGACUACAAAAUCAGAAGAGCCCACGGUACUCCCUGAAUGACUUUGACAAUGGUCUUUACAGGACUGUCGGAGAAAUUUUCGCAGUCAGUUUGGCACAAGGUGGCCCAGCCCCUACCUUUUUCAGUCCAUGGACUUACACUUACCUCAGUGGUGGGCAGACAAACCCCACAGUUCUCAACAGCGAUGCUGUGGCCGAUGUCCAGUUAAGAAAUUUAAUUGACCAGGUGACUGCAGAAUUUAUAAUGGCAUCUAUUUCUCCAGUACUGAGUGACAAAGGGACUACCAGGCGUCAGACUGAACUGGAGUUGGUAAACUACAUUCAAGACUUUCUUUAUGAAGGAGCUGAAGAUCAAGAGGAAAUAGAGCCAAGGCACGGCAUUACACCUUCCCGGUUUCUGCAGUGGAUCACAGGCCAAGGUCACAUCCCAAUUCUCCCUUCAGAAAAGAAGGAUUUUGCUGUGAUCGUCAAGUUUAACCAUGACUGUAGUGAAGAACAUGGCCUUCACAGGAUCUGUUAUCCUGUUAUCUCAGCAUGUGCCAAAACUAUUACACUACCUGUAAAGCACAUGAGAUGCUCUGAGAUCCUCCAUUGCCUGCUCAGAGAGGGGGCAUUCAACAGGAGGAAUAAUCACUCCAGAACUGCCUGCUUCCUCCAGCUCACUGGAAAUGUUGAGAAGAGGAUCCCCAUCUUCAAUAUUUUGUUCAGUCCUCAGUGGGUGAUUAUCCCAACCAAACCUGAAGACAUCAAGGUCCCUCUGCAGGCGUGGAAGAAAAACGUGCUGGGCACAGAAGAGGUGGAUGCUGUCAGAGGGAUCUAA